AGAGUGGUGUUCGUGCGAUGACGGGUAGAAACCAGACAAAGCAAUAUAACAACAACUCGGUGCCAGUCGUUCGACGUCAGUUGUGUGGUGACUGCUGUUUAAAUUGAUUGUACUUUGCCGUAAAAGCUGACUGUUUUGAUUUAUUUAGUUUCUAAGAAAACAAAAACAAGAUGGCACCGGUGGAUCACAAUCUUCAGGCUGUUGACGAUAGUUUUGACAUGGUUCAACAUGAUUCGACUGCUACAACGAGUGAAAACAAUUCUUUGGAUCAAUUAAACAUGCUGACCAAAGACAACGAUCAAUACAUAAAACUGAGAAAUCCCGUCGGUGAUGGUCUACCGUACUCGGCCAAAUUUCGCUACGAAAAUACUCAUUGGAAGUUGCACGGCGAACAAAGUCUAAUUACAAUCGGAUCGCACUAUCUGGCACAGGCAACCGUGGAACCGUUGGCCACACUAAACGACACAAAUGAUUUCGAAACGGCGAAGGAGCUGCUCCUGCGGAAUGUGAAAACAGUGAAAGUGUUAGUGGACAAUAUACAGUCGGAAAAGUGUGAUUUGGAAACGUCAAUACGACAGGAGCUGACGGAGCUGGGCGCUGACUGCGCACGAUGCAGUAUUAGUGGCGAAUCCUUGUUCAAGAUUUCGCGUCUGGCUCGAGAUUAUUGUUACGAUUUCGGAUCAGAUUUUUGCAAAGAAAUGUGCUUGAUCGAAACACUGGGCAAGAAAUUGAAAGUGACCUUUGCAUUGUAUUCGGCAAUGGAAACCAUGCUGCAGAAUCGAAACGAUUUUCACAAGGAUACCAAGCGAUUGCAAGAUCGUGCUCAGGAGAAGAAGUCACUGGAAGAAUUUUUCAAAUCUUUAGAAGUAACACAUAAAAACAUGCUUAUUGAGUCAAGCUCUUCUUCAAUGAAAUCCGAGUUGGAGAAUUUCGAAUCAGAUCAUUGUUUAUUGCUUCGCGCUGCAGAUAUAAUAUUUUUCCGGAACUUGGAAUGUCUUGCGGAAGGGACCUUUUUGGAAGGUUCGUUGCCUCUUAUAGUUAAAAAUUUAUUCCAAAGGAUCGAAACUAUAAUUGGCCUUCAAUCGCUUCCUGUGACAAAUGAGAUAUUUUUAAAUGUGUUCAAAAGUUUGAAGGAAGUGUCAAGUUAUGUAGACAAAAAAUUCAACACACAGAAUUGCUUUCAUUAUGAAGAAAAUCAGUUCAAAAUAAUGGAAUUUCCUGAAGAUCUCGUCAAAUAUCCAAUGGACCGAUGUAUGAUGCACCAAUUACUUAUGCUUAUCAAUUUUGCAAACCAUUUUGCACCAGGAAAACAAACUAUUCACACCAAUUAUCCUUACACAUUCCGAAUUGAUGUAUUCAAAAACUUCACAUUUGCUCGCGUCGAUCAACACACGUGGGCUUGUUUAAUGGACGCCACAGUAUUUAAUAUCUUCGAUGAAGAUUUCGAGCGCAUUAAGGAUUUCUCGACCGUGCUAAUGGCGUUCCUCGAGUUUAUUUCAUCUGAUAAUCAAUCCAGCGAGUCCCAUGAAUCCUGUCGCAUUAUUACACACAGUAUUCUCUCCUUUGUCGCAGAAGUUAAACAUUUCGGACAGGACAAGCAGGGUAAAGUUAUUCUUCGUAGCUUCAUGGAACAAGUCUUCAAGGAAAAACAAAUGGACGUUGAUCUUCUCCCAGAACUCAUGGGCUUAUUCAAAAAUACGGUUACGUAUUGGACCAAAUGGGGUGAAAAUAUUCCUUUCAAAUUAAUAGGACAAUAUUUUGAACCAAACAUUGAUGCACUUCGCCAAGACCUUUUGGAUAUUUUAAUGAAUAUGCUUGACAAAAAUAUUUCCUUGGACGGUUUGAUCAGAUUCUUCAGAGCCUUCAACGAACUUCUGGUGGACUUAACGGAACUCGACUAUGAUUGGUACGUGCGGGUACGCAACGAAAAGAUCAGGAAAACUCUUCUCGAGAAGCAAGCGAUCGAAUCUGUCCGAAACAAACUUUGCCGGACUGAAGACCAGUGUUUCUUGGUAGCAAAAAAUAAGUACGACGAAUUCAUAGAAAUCUGCGCCGAUGAAGUCAUACCGAAACACUAUCAGGUGGAAACGAUCAAAACGAUGUUAAAUUACAUCGUCAGCGCGAUGGAAACGCGCAGAUGGAACGACAGAUCCACGCUGACUGAGAAUGAUCAGCUCGACGUCACAAUUCUGUUGAUUAACGCCAUGAGAAGGUCACUGCUUUAUUUCAAAGAACAGCCAGACUAUGCCGACUUUAUGCAGUUCUUCAAGGAAACGACUAAACCAUUCAAAAGCAUCAUAAAAGGGUGCAAUUCAAUGAGUGGUUUCACAAGAAGAAUUGCAUACAUAAAUCAAUCAUUCUGGUACGUCCGAAACCAGACUUCCAUUGGUAUCGAUAAGGCGUUGCAACUUUUCUCUGCACAAAAUUCGAACUUCAAUGAAAAACAUCUGAGGAAAGCUCUGAUGGUGUAUGGAACCCAAUUCGAGAAACACAUGCGUGACUGCAGCGAUUUGGAGAACGUCGAUAAAAUUAAACGGAUUGUACAUGACAUCAAGGACAGGAUCAAACCGUAUCAUACUUCCAGUUGGACUGCAGAGUUCAAGCGAAAUACAAUUCCAGUAAUUCUUGCUGGCGUAGGAGCGGUGUGGUCUAUUCUGAUUUCAGAGGAUGUUGCUUGUUCCGGAAAAUACGUGAAGCCGCAUACGAUUCAAAUACUUGGUGUUUUACGAUUGUUGUGUGUCGAUAAGAAUGUCAAUGGCGUAGAGAAACAUCUGGCACAGAUAUUAACUGGGCAAGGAAAAUCCCUAAUACUGGGAUUGGUGGCAUCCAUAUUAGCUCUGUUUGGCCACACUGUAGAAAUAGUAUGCUACAGUGAGUAUUUGGCUGUUCGCGAUGCAACUAAUUUCGGAGUAUUGUAUGAUGCACUUUCCAUCAAAUCAAAAGUUCUUUAUGAAGUAUUCGAUGAUAUGGCUAAUGAUCAGGUCCAGAAAUUCUCCAAUAAAGCAUGGAAAUACGUGAGUAACUGCAUAGGAAUUACUCACCCAGUUUCGGAGAUCGACGAUCAAGAAAGUACUGAUUUGAGUAACACCGUGCUAUUGAUAGACGAGUUUGAUGUUUUCUUUGUGGAUAAGUUCUAUGGAAACAACAGUUAUAAUGUUUUUGCACCGGAAGUCAACGGGUUGGGAAAAGUUCAACAAAAAAUAUGGGAGCUUGUGCUUAGUGACAGCGAAGACGUUGAGUGCCAAAUAGAAUCUUUUAUAGAUUCGUCGAGCGAGCAAGAUGUGUUGGAAUUGAAAUCUCUCAUUGAACGUCCUGGAUCAUAUAAGCUGGUCACAAUUAGCAAAGAAUCUGCUUCUGAAGCAGAGUACACGAAUAAGACUUUUUUUCAUAGUCACUUCAAGCAAAUGAUAAAAACCGCCAACGAAGUUCAUAGGUUGCAGAAUAAGGACUAUCUUAAUAAUUUCAAGCUCAACUCCAAUGGUGUCAUAACUUGUAGAUUUGUGGAUGGGGAGUUCUAUCCGAAUGCUUUCUGCCAAUACGUCAAUGCGUUCACCUAUUUCAAGCUACGGAAAGAUAACUUUGUGCAAAAUGUAAACGGCUCGAUUAAUUUUGGUUAUUUGUACCUGGAUUUCUCGUCAUUGUCAUACGCGAAACUCCCGGAAAAAUAUCCUCUGAUUCUUGGCGUCUCCGGCACGCUGACAGGCUUAAGCCCCUAUGAAAAAGACGCCAUCGAAAAUCACUACUCCAUCCUGGAAAAGUCCUACAUACCAUCUUACUUCGGCCACUCCAAUCUGAAGUUCAACCCUCAGGACAAUUUCCUCUGUCUGCCCGGAACAAUGGAAUGGAGGAAUACGAUCAUCAGUCGCGUCAAUGCCAUCAUCAACGCAAACCGUUCCGUGAUCGUAUUUUUCAGCAAUCAGUUUGAGCUCGAUCUGUUUAGCGUGGCCUUCGGAAAGCAGCUCGAUAGAAUGAACGAACUUACCGUCGAAACGGACGGCGGCAAACGGGAGCGUUACAUUGCCGAAGCUGGCGUUCCUCGCACCGUCACGCUGGCAACCCGGGAGAUGGGCCGCGGCGUGGACUACAAAUCCAGCUUUUCGGUGGAGAAGUACGGUGGAGUGCAUGUUAUUCAGACUUUCUUCUCGACGGACGACAAGGAGGAAACGCAGAUCAUGGGACGCACCGCCCGUAUGGACAACCAGGGAAGCUACGAGAUGAUCGUCUGUCUAUGCCAUCUGGUGGCACUGGGGCUGGUCGAUUACACUGCAAAGUGUGAUGAGGUCUGUUACGAUCAGUUAGUUGAGGCCAGACGCAAAUAUUCCAAGCUAGCUAGUGAAGGAAGGGCGGGUGAUCUGAUGAGGGCCAAUGAUAAGCAUGACAAGAUCAUGGAGUUUUACGAAAACAUUUAAUUUUCUUCAAAGAGGACAAUAUAUGCUGUUGAGAAUAAAAAUAAGUGUAUUUUGAAUUUAAAUCACAAAA
Armigeres subalbatus is the source of this 4479-nucleotide messenger RNA. RefSeq lists its product as uncharacterized. The coding region runs from base 171 to 4409 and encodes 1412 amino acids. The transcript is spliced from 2 exons. Gene Ontology annotation, molecular function: ATP binding. NCBI's taxonomy places the organism in Eukaryota, Metazoa, Arthropoda, Insecta, Diptera, Culicidae. Gene Ontology annotation, biological process: protein targeting; protein import; intracellular protein transport. Gene Ontology annotation, cellular component: membrane. The record is from RefSeq and is a predicted model, not a curated record.